Molecule: messenger RNA, 2080 nt
Organism: Notechis scutatus (mainland tiger snake)
Lineage: Eukaryota; Metazoa; Chordata; Lepidosauria; Squamata; Elapidae
Source: RefSeq, a predicted model, not a curated record
AGCGGAGUCAGAAGCCGUGCGAGAGAAGGAAGCGGGCGCGGGAAUCCCCUUUAAGUUUUGCCUGCCUUUCCAACAAACGCGCUUUGGUGCUUCAUCGGGUGCGGCUGUCUCGCUUUGGUGCACCAUCGGGUGCAGAGCCUUUCCUUGUUUCUUUCUCAGAAAGCAAGGUAGGGCGGACGAGUCUUCUCUUGAGUUCUCACCGUCAAUGUUCUUAUGACUGAGAAAAAGCUUCUGGAAGUGGUAUAUUUGGUCCCCUCGACCCUAAAUUAGAGGUGUGCUUGCACGGAAAGAGGUAUUCUUGCAAACGGAAAACCAGGAAGCGACCCUUUCGUGAGUUCCCUGUUUACAGAAACUACAAUUGGAUGAAAGGGAAGAAGAGACAACACCCGCUUCUUUUAAUUGGGUUUGGUGACCAGUCAUGGUGGGCCAUCACGACCACAUGUUCAAAGUCUUGAUUAUUGGUGAUGCCACAGUUGGGAAGACCUCGUUAGUCCAGCGAUAUGCCAAUGACAGUUUCAACAAGCACUACAAGUCUACCGUAGGAGUGGAUUUUGCUCUGAAGGUGGUGCAAUGGUCAGAGUCUGAGACAGUGAGGUUACAGCUAUGGGACAUUGCUGGUCAGGAACGUUUCACAUCAAUGACUCGACUGUAUUACAAGGAGGCAGCAGCUUGUGUCGUCAUGUUUGAUGUCACCAAUUUUAGCACAUUCACCAGUUGCCAGAAAUGGAAACAAGAUUUGGAUAGCAAGGUGAAACUGCAAGAUGGAAGUCCUAUCCCUUGUCUGCUAUUGGCUAAUAAGAGUGAUCUUUAUCCAUGGGCUAUGACUAGAGAAGAAAUUGACCAAUUCAGCAAAGAGAAUGGCUUUACUGGUUGGACUGAGACAUCUGUCAAGGAAAACAAAAAUGUAAAUGAGUCAAUGAGGGUCCUUAUUGAAAAAAUGAUGGUCGCAACUUGGCCAGGUGAUAAAGACAUGUCUGUUUCAGGCCACGGGGACUAUAUCAAUCUGAAAGAUGAAUCCACAUCCAACUGGGGUUGCUGCUAACUAUAUUUGCCUCUUCAUCUGACCAGAAGUCUAAAGUGCCAUUCAGACAAAUCUAUAUACUUUUUAAAGCACUCACAAAUUCUCUCCUUGCACUGUUGAGAAAAUGAAAAGGCAAUCCUCAUUCUAGCAGGGACAAUGGAAAAUACUGUCUUAGGUACUUAUGAACCACAAUGUACACUUUCCCCAUUCCAUUCAGCAUUGCCUCAUCAGCUUCCUCAAGGAUGAAGGAUCUUCGGCAGAUUUCAGCUCCUGACAGUUAAAAGAAGAUCUCCACUACUCUUGAUCAAAAAUACCACUGCAGGGAGUAUGGGUAUUGGGAUCUUUCAAAUAUCCAAAAGCCUAGCCUGAGGAAUCUUGUGUUUGACAGUUUAUCCACUAAGUCUUCCUCUACUCACAUUUAGCACAGACUUCUUUUCACAAGUCUUUUGUGGAAAGAGGCUUUGGACUGCCUUGUGACGCAGCUGCUGAAUCCUCUUACUGCAGCUUUUCUUGAAGUGCCAUUUUUGGCCCAUGAGAAAUCAUUUGGUACUUUUGUCUUUUUCGCCAAUAAUGUUAUGUCUAAACCUAGGAAAAUUCUAUGAACUCUGACCAUUUUUGUCUCUGCUUUUAUGUUAGGCAUGCAGUUGUUAAGCUCUUUCUUGAAGUUAUUGUAUUAGAAGAGCCAGCAGUGAAGAGAGGCUAAAGCCAUAAACUUCAUUGCACUGAUACACCUUAACUUACACUGAUACAACUUAAUGCACCAGCCAUAUUUUUCGUCUUUAUAACCCUUUCUCUUGCAGGAUCUUAUCUGCCUCUUUUCAGAUUCUGAUGAAUUACUUGUCUUCAGCCAUCCAACUUCUUAGUUAGAUAGCCAGCAUGGUAGGCUGUUUGAAAGGCCACCUACUGGUUUAGUGAUCUGAGGAACAAAACAAAAUAAAGAGCAUAGCAGGACAAAAGCUAGAGUUAAAAUAUUUCCGGUGGCUUUUAUUUUUAUUUUUUUAUAUAAAAAGUAGUAGGAAUUAACCCAAUUUUGCUGGGAUUAUUAGCUGGCAGCCUUCU